Molecule: messenger RNA, 1413 nt
Organism: Fopius arisanus
Lineage: Eukaryota; Metazoa; Arthropoda; Insecta; Hymenoptera; Braconidae
Product: synaptic vesicular amine transporter
Exons: 6
Coding region: 25-1332 (435 amino acids)
Biological process (GO): transmembrane transport; aminergic neurotransmitter loading into synaptic vesicle
Cellular component (GO): terminal bouton; synaptic vesicle membrane
Molecular function (GO): serotonin:sodium:chloride symporter activity
Source: RefSeq, a predicted model, not a curated record
CAUCACCUCUAUCAACUCGAUACAAUGACACUGGAGAAUUUCAAGGACGCUCGACUGAUGCUCGUCACCGUGGUGUACCUGAGCCUCUUCCUGGAUAAUGUAUUACUUACGGUGGUCGUACCCAUUAUCCCGGACUACCUGUCCACUGUAUCAGAGAAUUCAAGCCACUUGGACAGCAACCAGGACGCCAAGAUUGGUUUUUUACUCAGCUCAAAGGCCUUUGUGCAAUUAAUACUGAAUCCGGCGGUUGGUUCUUUCACCGGUAGCGUUGGAUACUCCAAGCCACUCUUCAUCGGAAACUCCUGCCUCCUCCUCGCUUCCUUGUUAUACGCAUUCGGACAGACGUACGAGUUUCUGUUCCUCGCACGUAGCAUUCAGGGAAUAUCAUCAGCAUGUAUUGGAGUCUCGGGUAUGUCCCUUGUGGCUUCCCAAUAUACAGAGGAAAGUGAACGAUCGAAGGUGAUGGGUUUUGUCCUAGGGAGUAUAGCCCUCGGGGUGCUCGUUGGUUACCCAAUAGGUUCCAUACUCUACGAUAUAGAAGGAAAAAUGGCACCUUUCCUGGUUGUCUCCACCCUCACAUUCCUGCCGAUAUGCUUGCAGAUGCUCGUUGGAGACUCCGUAUCCAAGGGGAUCAUGAUGGAGCAGUCGGAGGGAAAAACAAACUGGAGGAAAACUCUGACUCAGUGGAAAAUUUUAACAAUCACUGGUGCUAUUUUUUUAUCCACUUUACCAAUGGCCACUUUGGAGCCAUGUCUGCCCAUUUGGUUAAGGUCUUACAUCAAGCCGAAGAAAUGGCAACUGGGGACUGUUUUUAUCCCGGACAGCGUGGGAUAUCUUGUUGGAACAAAUUUCUUUGGCGUGAUAGCUUAUCGCUGCGGUCGCUGCAGAACUGCGGUGUUCGCCAUGUGUCUUUUAGGCGUAAGCACUAUCCUCCUACCAUCAGCAAAAUCAAUUUCCCAGCUUGUGGUACCUCAUCUGGGUCUCGGCCUUGGGAUAGGGGUGAUUGAUGCUGCCUUGGUACCAUUACUUGCUAGUCUUGUCGAUCAGAAUGGAAACUACGGGACCGUCUAUUCGAUACAGCAGGUUGCAGUCAGCCUCGCUUACUCUCUAGGUCCCAUUGUGGGGAGUGAAUUGGUCCAAACGAUUGGCUUCUCCGGUGUGAUGAGAACAAUCGGUCUGUUGAAUCUCGUCUAUUGUCCCUGUCUGAUCUACUUGGCGAUGGUGAGAAAUAAACAACCCCUAGGUAACAACGAAGACAACAAGAGAUACAACUCGACGAUAAUAACUGCACCCAAGUACCAGAUAUUCCAGGAGUCCGACGACGAUCUCUGAAUCUCCAACGUCACCAGCAAAAUCAAUCAAUCGAUUCUUGUCUCUUGAUUAAAGACUCCAGUAUUUAUUUUGUGAAUUCUG